AUGGCCAAGGUUCAUCCUCUUUCAAUAUCCAAGACUGAUGAUGCUUCUACUACUAGCACUUCAUCAUGUUCUAAUAACAAGUACGUGACCUCAAAGAGAGAAACAUUCACAAUAUGGAUGAAAUCGCUUGUGAUGCAAGGAAAAGGAUGCACUGCGUUUGACGAAAAUGGAGAGAUCGUUUAUCGAAUCGAUAACUACAACAACAAGCACAGCAACGAAGUUUAUCUCAUGGAUCUCCGUGGGAAACUUCUCUUCACCGUGUGUGAGAAGAAAACGUGCUUUUUUCCAAGUUGGGAGGGGUAUAAAAAUAAUGGUGCCAAUAAGGCAUUGUUUCAAGUGAGAAAAAGUUGCAGCUCAAUUCUUGGAAAGAAAGGGUUUGCUUAUAAAGUAACCAUGAGAUCUGAUGGCAGCUGUUACCGGCUAGAGGGUUUGAGUGGUAAAUCAUCAGAAUUCAGAAUAACAGAUAGCAAUGGAGGAGUUGUAGCAGAGACAAAGAGAAAGCAGUCAAGUUCAGGAGUUGUAUUGGGAGAUGAUGUGUUCACUUUGGUGGUGGAGCCUCAUGUUGAUCACUCCUUUAUCAUGGCCCUUGUCACUGUUUAUGGCUUAAUUAGACAUCAAUUAUGACUUAAUUAGAGCAGUCUCAGAUACAUAUAUGCAUGUAUAUACUAUAUUCUUCUAGAGUGCAGAUCUAGAAUGAAAUCAACUGAGUCUUUUUUUGGCCAAUUUUGUACUUAUAGUGCUCCAUAAGUAAUACAUGACAACUUUA
Messenger RNA from Prunus mume (Japanese apricot), 766 nucleotides. The record is from RefSeq and is a predicted model, not a curated record. Lineage: Eukaryota; Viridiplantae; Streptophyta; Magnoliopsida; Rosales; Rosaceae.